AUGGCAUCCCUCACCCCCGUCCACUUCUUCUCCCACGGCUCAACCAUGAUGCUAGGCGAAGAAUCCGAAAGCGCAGAUUACUGGAAAAAGUGCGGUGACGAAGCCCUAGCUCGCAACAUCCAGGGCGUGAUCAUCAUGGUACUACCUCCCUUCCUUCCCUUCUCCUCACCACCACUACCAAAUACACGUACUAACACCAACCCACCAAACCAGGGCGCACACUGGGACGCUCUAAAUGACUCGAUCCAACUAUCCACAAACCCCACCCCCGGAAAAAGCCCAGUAGCCUACGUCAACCCCAAAAAAUACAUCAACUACACCUUAACCCCCGACCUCUCCACAACGAACCGCUGCAUCUCCCUCCUAAAAAGCGAAGGCUUCAACGUCACCGGAAAUCCAACCUUUGACUGGAUCCACGACGUCUACCUAAUCCUAAUCCGAAUGUUUCCCCAGGGUUGUCCACCAACGACGCUAAUCUCCGCAAACGCACGUUACGACCCACACUUCCACAUGAAAAUGGGCGCGACGUUGCGUCCGCUGAGAAAAGAGAAUUUCCUCAUCAUCGGCACCGGUGGCGCGGUACAUAAUCUCUAUCGAAAUCGUUGGGCGCCGAUGCUGAAAUUUAGAGAUAAUUUCGCCAUGGAGACGCCUCCGGAGGAUUGGGCGCUGGAAUUUCGCCAGGCGGUUGAGGAUGUUAUUACCAAGACUAGUGGGGUGCAGUUGCGUAGGGCUAUGACGAGGUUGAUGAAACAUCCGCGUUUUCGCGAUGCGCAUGCUACGGAUGAUCAUUUUAUGGCGGCGCUUUUUGUCGCGGGGGCUGCUGGGGAUGAGGAGGAUGCCGAUGCUGAGGGGGUUUUGGGGGCUGAGAGUUGGGAGUUGACCAAUAUGUGUAAUUCGCAGUUUACUUUUGGGAAGUGGAAGGAGAUUGCCGUUUAG
Penicillium waksmanii is the source of this 936-nucleotide messenger RNA. Its product is annotated as DODA-type extradiol aromatic ring-opening family dioxygenase. The transcript is spliced from 2 exons. Gene Ontology annotation, molecular function: ferrous iron binding; zinc ion binding; oxidoreductase activity, acting on single donors with incorporation of molecular oxygen. The record is from RefSeq and is a predicted model, not a curated record. Bases 1 to 936 code for a protein of 311 amino acids. NCBI's taxonomy places the organism in Eukaryota, Fungi, Ascomycota, Eurotiomycetes, Eurotiales, Aspergillaceae.